AUGUAUCGACGCGGGCGCAUGUGAAUCAGGCUGUCAAAGCGCAGUUAUAAAACCGGGACGGGCUUGUUCGUCAAGUUCUUAGCCACAAUAUCCUUCGAAGAGAACAGACGCUAUAUAGUUAUGGCUUUCAAAGGCGAAAUCAAAAUCAUAGUGAAAGUGACAUCAACUAAAUUUAUGUUGCCAGCCAGACUGACUCGGACACAUAGAACAAUUAUCCCAACUGCGUUUUCUAAAACAUGCCGUUCGGAUGUGAUCGGCGCCGGAGUUCAACGAUUGAGACACGAAGCGACAGAAGGAAACGUAAGGCCAUGUAAGCGAAGUCGAAAAGCCAGAGUAUUCCCGAAACGGCUUGGCAGUCAUAAGAGGGAUCCUAGGAAAAUAUGGUUGCAAAAACAUCGUGAUGAGUUAUCAAGCGAGAAGUUACAACCAGAAUCAACUACCGCACACUCGUUGUUUUCGGUCCCACCGUUACCAGAAUGUCCCCCUGGUUCCAGCCCCUCCCCGCCGCCGCAUGUACCCUCCGACAGCCCCGUGUCACCAAGUCCCCGAGGUGGCAGGCUUGUCAAUCCCGUCCCCCGCCACAAGAGGUCUUCUCAUAUUAACGCCGAGUACCGAAGGAGAAAUAAAAUACAGACGGGGUUUGAAACCUUAAAAGAAUUGGUGCCUGCCCUCGCAGAGGACAAAAGCGUCUCAACCAAAGAAAGUAAAUCGGCAAAGUUACACAAAGCUGCAGAACAUGUUCGUGGGCUCAAGUUCGAUCUGAAGAGUCAACAAGAGGAACUACAAGCGCUCAGACAGGAAAUAGCAGACUUAAACUCACAAAUCCAGACGUUUCACCAACAACUUCCGGCCACGGGUAUUGCGGUUGUUGAGAAGCCACUCUGUCACCUGGAGACCAUGUUCGAGACUAUCUCAAGUCAAGAACACAAGAAAACUGGAAGUUCUGGAUCUUUAGUGUAAUACUACGUCCGCUGUUUGAGUCCUACACCCGUGUUGUGACCAGCGCCACACCUACUUCCUUCCUCCAGACCGUGCGUGACUGGGCACAAGAACAUCUCACUCUCGUCAAUCUCCGGCCAUGUGUUUUAUCAGCACUGCGGCACAUAAGUCUCAACUCCUGCAUUCUCACGGAACCAGAAAAACUCCCCGAAGAAGCACAGCAGAGAGUCAACGAAUUGCUUCGCGACAAAUCCGCUCAGUAGUCCGACAAGAGUUGUGUCCCCGUGACAAGCGUUCUCUACAUAAGUCUUUCAAUGGCGGUCAGAGCUUGACCUCGGCCGGUCACGGUAUGGUCAUACAUGGCAUUAUCAAUGUUCUUGAUAAUGAGACCAUUUACUGACUGUCAGGAAACAAAUGGUAAACAAAUUGCACAACGAAGCACGAAACCUUGAAGGCUUUGUUCCACCACCAUUCCUCUAGUUCUACGCCUUAACCAGUCACGGAAGAACUAGAGUGAUCAAGAACAGAGGUUGACCAUGUUAUUACACAUAGUAUUAUAUUGUGCGCAGCCUCAACAUAUACUUGGCAAUAGACAUUCAGUGUGUAAACUGUGGUGUCAACAGUGGAACUGAACCAACGUUUACACAGACAGUGAUAAAGUCACUGACAUCGGACCAUAGAAUAACAUAGGCCGUAUAAGGACUGAUCUUGGGCCAAAUAAGGACUGAUCUUGUGCCAUAGAAUAACUGAUCUUUGGCCAUAGAAUGACUGAUCUUUGGCCAUAGAAUAACUGAUCUUUGGCCAUAGAAUAACUGAUCUUUGGCCAUAGAAUGACUGAUCUUUGGCCAUAGAAUGACUGAUCGUUAACCAUAGAAUAACUGAUCUAGGGCCAUAUAAGGACUGAUCUCAAAGACAUUAUGACCUUGUCUCUUGUCAUGCCGUGAUUGUCAUACCAUCACAGCUGCCAGUGUACCCGUUCCUCAAGAAACUAAAGUGCUGGAUAUUCUUAUAAAUACAUUAAUGUUGUUAUAUUAUACCCCGACUUUAGCCAUUUUGUUUUGCUCAAUAUGGCUGAGAUAUACGCAUGAUGGCUUCAGACAUCGGCAGGGCAUUGGUCAGAAUCCGUGUCUCGACUGGAUCAUGCUGGACAUUGGUCUAUGAACGACCGGCAGCGGAUACUACCAAAAUAACAUAUAUUUUACAACCACCCACGUUCAGCUGGCACGAAUUGGUACAACAGAAGUAUUGUUCCAAGCAGCGCCAAUCCGAAGACACUCUCUCACCAUCCCGUACAGACAUUCCGCUUCGCCAUAAAUGGCUGCGACAGUGCCCAAAUAUUUAUUAUGACUCGCUUAUGCUGAAGAGCUUUGCGUUAGUAUUCACGGAAAUGAUGGAAUUCUUGUGAUAUAGGUGCUGAUAAUUACGAUGAUAUUUAUAUAUUCCGUUACCCAGAUGUGAUAAUGAUGAUUAUGUAACUUGGGAAUGUAAAACAGCAUAAUAAUUCUUGGUACUAAGUGCUAACGUUGAAUAUGUUACCUAGUGUUACGGUGAUGUGUAUUUGAUCAUGUCGUCACUGAUUGUUAUACAUGUGUACAUAGUACUCCAUGUCCAUCACAGAUCACAUACAGUGUCAUAUGUUAUGUAUAUUUAUUUUUUGUUGAUGAAAAAUAAUAAAUCGAUGUAAGAAUU
Molecule: messenger RNA, 2628 nt
Organism: Haliotis rubra (blacklip abalone)
Lineage: Eukaryota; Metazoa; Mollusca; Gastropoda; Lepetellida; Haliotidae
Exons: 7
Coding region: 121-960 (279 amino acids)
Biological process (GO): regulation of transcription by RNA polymerase II
Molecular function (GO): RNA polymerase II cis-regulatory region sequence-specific DNA binding; protein dimerization activity; DNA-binding transcription factor activity, RNA polymerase II-specific
Source: RefSeq, a predicted model, not a curated record